Messenger RNA from Caenorhabditis sp. 36 PRJEB53466, 425 nucleotides. The record is from the annotation of a GenBank genome assembly. Lineage: Eukaryota; Metazoa; Nematoda; Chromadorea; Rhabditida; Rhabditidae.
AUGCUAUCGUCAGUUAUUCGUUUCGGACGACCGAAGGUGUCAUCGAAAAUGACUCCCGCUGUCUGUAUGGCUAUCAGGAGACUCGAUCCGUUGGAGGCUAAGAUGGCACAGAAAAGAGUGAGAUAUUAAAGUUGAGAGAGCGUCCACGAGCAUUCCCUUCUCAGGCUCAAGUUGAUCAGCAGGCGACGGAGCCGGAAGCGGCGUCCGAUUCGCAGAGUAUCAAGUACUCGACAACGGAUAACUUCCAGAAUACCGUUCAGGAGAAACGCAUUCAGGGAGCCGACGACGCCGAUCACGGAGACGUUCCCACGAACAUGCAGAAGAGGCUCCUAGUCGCCACACGACUGUACCCCUCGACCGAUUUCAUUCCAAAUACGUUCAGUCAGUUUUAUUCUGGUUGCUUCAAACUGAAAACAGACCAUUAA